GUUUACUCUGCCCAAACACACACACUCACACAGCCAGUGACUGGUACGAAAGCCAGGCUCCCUGCAACGCCAAUAGAAGCAACCGCUGACAUCGAAUCCGCAACCGCAACCGGAACCAAAACCGCCACCGCAACAUCCACAGUCCAAGCUACAACACGACGACGGCUGUUCAAGCCAAACAUUGGCUACGAGGACGAAAAGGAGACGGAUGCGAUUGUGAGUAGAGCCCGUGAACUGGAUAUGCUGGAAGAACUGGAGAACGACUAUCUACCGGGCACGCCCGUCUACAAGCGCCUGCAAGAGGUGAAGAAGGACAUGGGGAUUGGGAAGAACACCCAAGUAACGCCCAAGGCCAGCCCCAUUCUGAAGCUGUUGGCACCACAAACCGCACCCCCCAAAGCGAUCUCCAGGAAAUUAAAAGAGCUACCAAAGAGGAUCGAGGGCAAAUGCAGUUUCCUAAAAUCGCUGGGGGGAGAGGUCAGCCGCGAGUGCAGCGACAAGGAGGCCCUCUUCUAUCGGGAGAACUCUGCCAAGAACAAGGAACAGCUGGCCGAGCGACUCUAUAAGAUGUUCAAUGCGGACGUGUUCAACAAUGAGCUGGACGUGACAAUCACAUGGUCGAAGCGGCUGCGCAACACGGCUGGACGAUGCCUGAAUAAGAGAAAGUUCUGUAAACUCGCGAAACGCAUCAGCACGAUCGAGCUCAGCGAAGAGGUGCUGACCACAGCUGACAGACUCCGAUGUACGCUCAUCCACGAGCUGUGCCAUGCCGCCACCUGGGUGCUCAACAACGAGGGUGGACACGGCCGUGUGUGGAAGAACUGGGCCCUUUGCGCCAACAAAAAGUAUCCAGAGCUGCCCGCCAUCACUGUCUGCCACAGCUACAGCAUUGAUUAUAAGUACACGCACAAAUGUGAGAGCUGCAAUCUUGACUAUCACUCCAGAUCUCGCAAGGUGGAGAAUCUCCGCUGUCGCAUAUGUCGCGGCCCCGUCGUUCUGCUGCUGAACAAAAAGGACAAGUUUGGCAAUACCGAGUCGAAGCCGGCGGGCGAGGCCAAGGGCUUUGCUAAGUUUGUAAAGGAUAAGUUUAAGAAGUACAAGCAGGCCAAUGUACCACAUAAGGCGGUCAUGAGCCUUUUGAGUGCGGCAUAUGCCAAGCAGAAGGGCGGUGAGCAUAAAAAGGAUAACGAGAAUGUGGCGUCAAUCGCCACACUGACAUUAGAUGAUUAGAUGAUUAGUUCCUUAACCUAAUCUAGCAGGAGACUAGAGGAGGAGUUGAGGAGGCUCUCGUUGUUCAUCAGCCAUCGGUCCGUGGUUGACUUCCGGCUAAGCAGGAGGAGCGGCACGCUGAGCUUUCUUGGGCGUAAGCACCAUAAUCAAAAUAAGGAUCGAGAACAGAACAAUUGCUCCCAGCCCCAGAGCGGUACGGUGCUCCUGUGCCAUAGCCACGACCAUUUCAGCGUAGGUCCACAGCGAAGGUACUUUAGGUACUUUAUUUUGUUUUUUUGGGGCAAGUCAAACCCUGAGCCAGAACCGGAUGUUUCUACUUCGACUUGUCUUGUUUGAAUGUAUAUAUAUAUAUCAUAUUAAAACAAUUGUAAAAGGAAACCAAUUUUUCAUAUGCAACCAACGCUUACACCAUCUCUGUUUAUACCGAAAAAUGAUUCCAUUAUCAAAAUAUAUCUAUACUUGUGUCUAUAUGCA
Messenger RNA from Drosophila obscura, 1704 nucleotides. Its product is annotated as acidic repeat-containing protein-like. Gene Ontology annotation, cellular component: nucleus. The record is from RefSeq and is a predicted model, not a curated record. The transcript has 3 exons. NCBI's taxonomy places the organism in Eukaryota, Metazoa, Arthropoda, Insecta, Diptera, Drosophilidae. The annotation marks the transcript as partial.